ACCUCAUUUCUUUCAUCAACUUGUGCCCUCAAACCUCUAUAUAAACCAUUCUCAAUCACGUUUUUUUUCAUCAAAUUUAAAGCAUAGUUUUCUAUAGCAAUCUUAACUUUCUUCUUUAAGCUUUUUCUUGGUAUUCCAAUUAUGGCCACUGUUGAGGUUGUAUCAGCACAGACUGCUCUCUCCGACGAUACGGCUCAGUUAUCGUUGAAAUCUGAUGAAAAAACCACCGAAGAAAUCGUUGAGAGUCCAAUCACACUAGCAGCAUCAGAAACCAAAGAAGAAUCUUCAGCUGAAGAAGCCAAACCUUUGGUUAAAGCUGAGACUAAAGAGGUGGUAGAAGAAGUUGUUGUGCCUGUGAAAGAUACAGAAGAGGAAACAAAGAAGGAAGAACAAACCGAGACAAAGGAACCUGUCGAGGAAACAAAAGAAAACGGUAAUUCUCUUAAUGUUGAGGAAACGAAAGAAAACGGUGAUUCUGUUGUUGAGGCUGUUCAGGAAAAACCAGCUGAAGAGUCUGAGACAGUAAAUGUUGUUAAGGAUGAGAAUGUGGUAGCUGAGCCUGAAACUAAGGACAAUGUUAAGACAGAAGAAACCUCAGAAGAGAAAAACGAGGAGAAGGUUGAGAAAGAAGACGCCAUGGAUGAAAAGAAAGAGGAAGAAGUGAUCACCAACAAUGAUGCAAAAAUUGAGAAGAAUGAAGAAGAGGCUCCAAUUGAGAAGAGUGAAUAAGGAGAAAAUGUGUGAAGUUUAUGGAAGUGUUUAAUUAGAGAGAGUGGUUAAUUACAUUAAUCACUUUAAGUUAAGUUUCACUAUGUCUUGUUGUUUAAUGUCUUUUUCUUGUUACUUGUUUAGUGGUGUAAUAAAAUAGCUAUAGUACUUACUACUAGUAGCUAAAUGUAUGGGUGAUGUGAUGACCCAUUUGAAUUUACCUAAUGUAACCUUUUCAGUAAUAUGUUCCUUUGUAUGAUUAUGCAUUUUGGCUUUGUUUGUUUUGUUAUAAUAAACAUGUAAGAUUGUUACAAUA
Molecule: messenger RNA, 1024 nt
Organism: Medicago truncatula (barrel medic)
Lineage: Eukaryota; Viridiplantae; Streptophyta; Magnoliopsida; Fabales; Fabaceae
Product: probable serine/threonine-protein kinase kinX
Exons: 2
Coding region: 142-729 (195 amino acids)
Source: RefSeq, a predicted model, not a curated record